AUGUCUCAAACUGAUUAUUCUCAACACUUACUUCCCACAGCUCUUCCAACAACACCAUACCCUCCGCGACCAGCAACGAUCCAACAUACAUCCGGAACGAGUCGAGUCAUGUAUCGUCAUCACGAAACUCAUGCCCCAGGUCCACUUCCUUACUUUCUUCCUCCCCCUGGUCAAAUGUCACAUGAUCCUUCACUGUCCUCCGAGCCCAACACACAAGCUGUGUAUUCUACCUACCCUUCUCGCCUACGGACAGGUGUGACGGGAUUGGUUCAACCUGAACAACUCACCGGUGGUCCCAGAGAAAGAGAAUUAUUUUUAGCGGAAUUGGAUCGGGAAAUCUCGUCCACUCGACCGGGAUCUGGUGCUUCAACACCGAGAUAUGAUUCACCGACUUCUUUUGGAAAACCCAAACGACCCAACUUGACAGGUAGGAGGAUUAGAGCUGUGAAUUAUGCUGAGAAAGCUUCGGACGAUGAGAGUAGUGAGGGUGAGGAUAUGGAUGACUUUGAGGAUGACAGUGAUCUGGAGGAUGAGAAUCUUCCUAGGUCUAAGAAGAGAAGAGAAGUGGAAAGACAGUUACAACCUAAUGGCGGGGGAGAUGUACAGGCUGCCAUGAGGAUAGCGAGAUUGCGGAAAAAGAAAGAAGAAUUAGAUAAAGGUUGGACUUGGAUAGGAGAUAGAGUACCGGGUGAAAGAGUGAGAAGUGUACGCGCGAAAGCCACAAAACAUCAGUAUAUGUCCGAGGAAUUACUUCUUAGAGAGGCUGGACGGCCAGAGGCUUUGAUACCUAUCACGGUGGAUUUGGAAGUAUCUUCGGAAGUUCAGGACCAGAUGGGUAUUAAAAUCAGAGAUAGAUUCUUGUGGAAUGUGAAUGAACCAUUCAUGACUCCCUACCAAUUUGCAGCUAUCUUCUGCGAAGACGUGCAGAUACCCGUUCAACAAUACGCCACAGUCAUCGCCGACCUGAUUCAAGCUCAGAUCGAAGAAUCACAACCUGUCGCAGAGGCCGAUAUAGGGAACGAGGAGGUGACAGAGGACGAUGUGAUAUGGAGCGAUGAGGAGGAGGGCAUGGUCGAAGAUGAAAAUGAAGAAGAGGAGGUCGAGAAACAAUGGGCAGAGGCUGAUUGUAGGGUGUUCUUGAAUCUCGACGUCCAGAUCUAUUCUCAUCUCCUUCGCGACCGAAUAGAAUGGGACCUCUCCUCUACACUCCCUCCCUCCCACUUCGCUCGCGCAUACUGUCGGGACCUUGGUCUCACCGGGGAACCGGUAGUCCUCGUCACUCAUGCCAUCUUAGAAGAAAUUCUCAAACAUAAGAAAGACGCGUUAGACCUCGAACUUUUCUCUGUCUCUCAUCCCGACAUUCAAACAGGGUGGGAACGUACAUUACCUUUACCUAGGGUGAACAACCGUCGAGGUGCUCAACCUCUUCAAGGAGUGUGGAGGGAUUGGUGGGAGAGAGAAGAUUUCGGACCUCAUCUGGUGGAAUUAAGUUUUGAGGACUUGGAAAAGAGGGAGCAGGAGAGGGUGAGAGAGACGAGGAGGAUAAUGAGGACUUUGACUAGUGUGAAAAGGAGGAGAUGA
Messenger RNA from Tremella mesenterica DSM 1558, 1581 nucleotides. RefSeq lists its product as uncharacterized. The transcript is spliced from 4 exons. The coding region runs from base 1 to 1581 and encodes 526 amino acids. The record is from RefSeq and is a predicted model, not a curated record. Gene Ontology annotation, molecular function: transcription coregulator activity. Gene Ontology annotation, biological process: chromatin remodeling; regulation of transcription by RNA polymerase II. Lineage: Eukaryota; Fungi; Basidiomycota; Tremellomycetes; Tremellales; Tremellaceae. Gene Ontology annotation, cellular component: nucleus; nuclear chromosome.